GACAGACAGCGGGAGGAGCAGCUGAGGAGACACCGACUGUGGAGCUUCACAUAUUCCAGCGACUGUAACCGGUAAUAAUGAACCUGCUAAAUGAGACCGAGCUCCGCCUGCCGCUGGCUGAAUACGGCUUCGAGCGGCGCUUUGACGAGAGAGGAGCGAUUGAAUGGAUGCAAGCCAACUGGAGUAAGUCGUUCGUGUUCAGCGCUCUAUACGCCGCCCUGGUGUUUGGCGGUCAGCACUACAUGAAGCCUCGACCCAAACUGAACCUGCGGCGGCCGCUCGUCCUCUGGUCGCUCAGCCUCGCUCUCUUCAGUAUCAUCGGCGCCAUUCGAACCGGCUGCUACAUGUUUCACAUCCUGAGCAGCAGCGGCUUCAGACAGUCCAUCUGCGACCAGAGCUUCUACAACGGACCCGUCAGCAAGUUCUGGGCCUACGCCUUCGUCCUGAGCAAAGCCCCAGAGCUCGGCGACACGGCGUUCGUGGUGCUGAGGAAGCAGAAGCUGCUCUUCCUGCACUGGUACCACCACAUCACCGUGCUGCUGUACUCCUGGUACUCCUACAAAGACAUGGUGGCCGGCGGCGGCUGGUUCAUGACCAUGAACUACGGCGUGCACGCGCUCAUGUACAGCUACUACGCCGCACGCGCUGCCGGCCUGCGCGUGCCGCGGCCCUUCGCCGUGCUCAUCACCAGCGCUCAGAUCAGUCAGAUGGCGAUGGGGCUGACGGUGAGCGGGCUGGUGUACCAAUGGAUGCAGCACGGCGACUGCCCCUCGCGCAUCGACAACAUCACCUGGGCCGCGCUCAUGUACCUCAGCUACCUGCUGCUCUUCUCCAACUUCUUCUACCAGACGUACCUGCGCCGCCGCACCGACAGCAAGACCGCCAAGGUGGAGUGAACGCGGCCGAGGCUCCGCCAGGGGCAUUGUGGGAGGUUUCUCAUGAUGACUGAUGCUGGAGCUGCUGAACUUUAAUCUUUGAAAUGAAUCAGAAUGUUUUAUGAACUCUUGAUGAAGCCAUUUGUUCAAAGUCAAAAACAAACUGCUGGCGUCUCCUCGAACCUCCAACAAUGGAAGUCUGUCAAAGAAAAAUUAGUGUUUUUAUGGAAGAUAAAUGGGGCCAUGUUACAAAUUUGAGUUCAAAGUAUUUAAAAGGUCAAAUUCUGAGUUUAAAGUUUUUAUCUUCAGAACUCAGAUAAAUGUUUUUGGCCCUAAUCGUCCUCCGUAGGUGUAAAUGGAGCAGAUCUAACCACAAACUCUCUUCAGAUUAUUACUAAAUUAGUUUUGUGCCUUUUUUUUUAUUUCUUCUGAUGGAAGUGUUUUCAUUUUUCUCUUCAUCACAAAAUCUGAAACCAGCCGCUGAUUCUCGACCUUCACUCACUUAUUUAUUUUAUUUAUUUAUUUUGAAGCAUCCAUGUGUCCGUUGCCUCGACACGCCCGACGCAUUCCUGCAGGCCGCGCCUGUCCUGCUCAUACCGGUUUGAGCGGUCGGAGCGGUUUCACCUGAACACACCUUCAUUCACUGUCUGUGAGCAGCCAAUCAGGAGGUGGCAGCUCUACAGGUGUGUCUGUGAGUCACAGCGAGGCCAAUCUGACGUGUUAAUGUUUGGUAAUCGAUUAUAAUCAAUAUUCCUUCCUGAUGAGGUUUGACUCAGAAACAUGUGGCAGCCAAUAAUCGAUCGUUUCUCUUCAGUUGCUGCUGAACAUCUGAGAGCAGUUUAUACUUCAGUGUUUUCAGAUGUCCGUCUGAUCUAUUUAUUGAUUUAUUAGUAUUUAUUUGACGUAUGAUGGCGGCUGAUCGGCAGCCGGAGAAGUCUCCAAAUGCGUUGUUUCACUUCCACCAAAUGUUUGACUUUAACUCACUUUAUGAAUCACACGGUGAAUAUUUGUUUCUUACGUCGUCGUCUUUUCACCAGAGACUGUUUGAUUCUGCAGCUUUAUUAUUAUUAUUAUUAUUAUUAUUGUAUUUUAAGUGUGUGAUUGUGAAAAUGUGUCUGAAUUUUAAAGGAAACCUUCAGCAGGAGAAGCUGAUGGAUUAUUGAUGAUGAUGAUUUUCUGUAUGAACACACUGAACUCAUUUUAUGAUGCUGCUGUUGAUGAAUGAGAACACAAGAUCUUCAUGUUUAAAAUAUUUUUAAUUGUUUGAAAAGUCAUAAUAAAGAAUCUCUGAUACGUUUGUGCUUCAUUUU
Molecule: messenger RNA, 2185 nt
Organism: Morone saxatilis (striped sea-bass)
Lineage: Eukaryota; Metazoa; Chordata; Actinopteri; Moronidae
Product: elongation of very long chain fatty acids protein 6-like
Exons: 4
Coding region: 78-896 (272 amino acids)
Biological process (GO): very long-chain fatty acid biosynthetic process; sphingolipid biosynthetic process; fatty acid elongation, saturated fatty acid
Cellular component (GO): endoplasmic reticulum; endoplasmic reticulum membrane
Molecular function (GO): fatty acid elongase activity
Source: RefSeq, a predicted model, not a curated record